UUAAACAUAUAUAUGUACAGUUAUUUGAGAAACGAAACUGCAAAAGUCAGCAGCACAGUGACUGCAAAGCAACGAUCAAACAGACAGCGACAUGGAUCCUGUGACAGGUGUGGCUGCUGCAGUAGGAGCAGUAGGAGCUGUGGCUGCUGCUCCGUUUGCUCUGGGGGUAGCAGGUUUCACCUCAGGUGGAAUAGCAGCAGGCUCCUACGCUGCAGGCCUGAUGUCCUCUGCUGCUGUAGCUAAUGGAGGAGGAGUAGCAGCAGGAAGUGUGGUGGCUGUUUUGCAGUCAGCAGGUGCGGCAGGUCUGUCAGCGACUGCCAAUGCAGCUGUGGCUGGGGCUGGAGCAGCAGUGGGAUGGGUGGCCAGCUUUUUUGGAUGAAAAUCCUCAAGAAAUCACACAUUUACAACAAAAUCAGAAGUCUUGUUACUUGUACCUGUUACUUAACCAGCAUAGUUGUGAGAUGGUGUGCUCUUGUUCGAUUUCUGCACGCUAUGUUCCCCAAAAUAAAAUGCACUGAAAGUGUU
Molecule: messenger RNA, 525 nt
Organism: Mugil cephalus (flathead mullet)
Lineage: Eukaryota; Metazoa; Chordata; Actinopteri; Mugiliformes; Mugilidae
Product: interferon alpha-inducible protein 27-like protein 2A
Exons: 4
Coding region: 92-379 (95 amino acids)
Biological process (GO): apoptotic signaling pathway
Cellular component (GO): mitochondrion; membrane
Source: RefSeq, a predicted model, not a curated record